UUUUUUAUGUUGCAUUUGUAUUUUGUGCAUUUUAGAUAAAACUGUACUGUGACUUCAUGUAACACUUCCACAACUGCAGCGCCCAGUUCCUUGACAGGACACAUAAUUUUUCCAAGAAGUGGCGAGGAAGUGCAGUCUUCUAGGCCUUCUGACCCGCGUUCUGCAAAAUUUUGUAUUAGAGAGAUCAUGCAUGUUGCUGCCGAUGCCCCCAAUGGAGUGGACAGGGGUUCCACAUCGUGUAUGGAGAAUGCCGGCGAGCAACAACAGUCUUCUAGGCCUUCUUCUGAACCGUGUUCUGCACAAAUGCAUGUUUCUCCAGACAACCCCAAGGGGAUGAACCGGGGUUCCACAUCGCCGGUAGAGAAUGCUGGAGAUCGGAGUGCCAAGAAGGCGAGGGUGGAUCGGCCCAACAGUGGCCAAGCUAAGCGAGCCGGACGAGUUGCAGCUCUGAACAUGAGUUUGCUCAAUUGCACAGUCUGCUGCGGCCCUUGCAAGCCUCCUGUUUUCCAGUGCAAUGGCAGGCAUUUAGCUUGCGGCAGAUGUCUUGCCAAGCUCCCUGGUGAGCAGUGCCAGAAGUGCGAGCAUGGUGGUGGCUUCAGCCCCUGCCCCAUUAUGGACGAUAUCGUUUCCUUGGCCAAGGUAGAAUGUUCCCACGAUGGCUGCAAGAGCUCCGUCCCCUACCACGAGCUUGAUGACCACGAGAGCGCGUGCCCCCACUCGCCUUGCUAUUGCAUGCAGCCUGGCUGUGGCUUCGUUGGCCCACCGCAGGUGCUCCUCGGCCACCUCGCCGCCCUGCACUCAGUGCCGGUGCACACGGUCAGAUAUGGCAAAGUGCACAGGCUCCGGGUGUCGGCGCCGCGAUUCCUGCUCCACGGGGAAGGGGAUGACAGCGCGUUCCUCCUUGCAGUGGGUAUGCUUGGCGCAGCCAUGGCCGUGUCAGCGGUGUGUAUCAGGGCAGUCGUGGUGGAGGAGCUACCGUCUUUCUUGACAGUGCCGCCUGCUUAUCUGGUUGGAUCAGGGGCGUCCAAGGCGGUAACUCUCGACAUUCGCGUUGACAAGAUGUGAUCCAUCACCGUUCGAAGUAGCACUGACGAAGAGACAUUCACGUUGACAAGAUGUGAUUGAUCGGUUCAGUUUGAAGUAGUAGUAUGCCGAAGAAUGGUCGAUGGGAAUUUCUGUGUUUAAUCAUCUAACUGUGAUGUCUAAUUGCUUACCGGAGACUUUUUGCAUGGUAGUGCUAAGAC
Lolium rigidum is the source of this 1244-nucleotide messenger RNA. RefSeq names its product E3 ubiquitin-protein ligase SINA-like 10. The record is from RefSeq and is a predicted model, not a curated record. Gene Ontology annotation, molecular function: zinc ion binding. The transcript has 5 exons. Lineage: Eukaryota; Viridiplantae; Streptophyta; Magnoliopsida; Poales; Poaceae. The coding region runs from base 241 to 1065 and encodes 274 amino acids.